Benincasa hispida (wax gourd) is the source of this 823-nucleotide messenger RNA. Its product is annotated as protein S40-1-like. Lineage: Eukaryota; Viridiplantae; Streptophyta; Magnoliopsida; Cucurbitales; Cucurbitaceae. The record is from RefSeq and is a predicted model, not a curated record.
AUAUAUUUCGUUUCAUAAUAAUAAGGGGGAGAGAUGUGGGGCCCACACAACUAUAAUAUGACGUCAUUUUCCCUUUUUUAACCCAAAGAAAGAAAGAAAAAAAAAAGUGUGCCCAGUACGACUCAGAAGGCGAGCCGAGUCUCUUCGGAUUCCCUCUAUAAAUACGGGCCCCUUCAUUUUCGCGUUCUUUUACUUAAAUUUAUACUGUUCCAUUUCUCUUCACUUGAAUCUCCAAAUGGCUGAAGAAUUUCAGGAAUCCGACGUAAUUUUCUCCGAUAGCUACCAUUGCCGUUACCUCUGCCGUGACGACGACGACUACGGCAACGAUUUCUUCAACUUCAACUCUCGCCGCGGAAUAGUUGCUGCACCGCGAAUUAAGUAUCAUCACCGAACGAUGCGCGACGGCGGCCGGCUCUCAAAGAAGGAAAUCGCGAGGUCGCUUCCAGUAAGAAUUCCGGAAAGAAUCAGCCGGAGGAUAUCGGACGAAGACGACGAGAUGGACGGAGAGGAAAUAGUUCCGCCGCACUUGGUGGCGGAGAGACGAGUUGCCGGAAAAAUGGCGUUCUCUGUUUGUACCGGCAAUGGAAGGACUCUGAAGGGACGAGAUUUGAGUAGAGUAAGGAAUUCAAUCCUUCGGAUGACCGGAUUCUUAGAAACGUGAUCGGAACGGAAAACGGACGGCGAUCGAUCUAAUAAUCUCCGAAUUUGAAACGAGAAAAAUUAAAGCGCGAUUGAGGAACGCGAAAAAGUUUCUUCUGCUCUGCUUUUAUUCAAGGAAAUUAAUUAAUAAUGGAUUAUUAAAAAUUGUAUUUUCAUGAUGAAA